AUGGCUGACGAUUUGGGAGACCACACUACCCUAGAACAAGAUUUCAACGAAUGUCAACUGAUUGUAGACAAAUUGGAGAAUGAUGAAAGUGUUCCGGAAGAACAGGCAAGUAUUAGCUGUAAUAUUGUCAUGUGUUUAGAUUGUCAAGACGAUGAAGAAGCUGGAAGAACUUCAGAACAUCAUGACGAGUUCUGAUUUUGUCAGCGCCAAUGAUUGUCUCGAGGACUUUUCUACCCAAACCAUGAAGUUGUUGUUGAUCGAGGUGUAUCUGGGCCGAGUGGUUGAGAGUUUGCAUGAGAAGGACAGGCGGAAGCAGUUACAACGUGUGAAGGUCUGUUAAUAUUAUUUUGACAUUUAUUAUUAGUUUGUCUUUGGCAAUUCAAUGUUGACAUAAUUUUUUGCUCAAAGUAUUACUUAAAAUUCGUUUAAUAACUUCGGAUACGAAAAAAUAUAAAACACAUUUUUACGAUUAACAUAUUCGAUCGUUUUAGGGUCUUUAUAACGGGUACUUGGUGACAGCAGAAGUCUAUGGGUUCAGUCCAAUUAACGAAGGGAUUCCGAGAGAUGCAGCUGACAGAACUUCAUCACAAGGUCUUAUCACAGAUGCAGCGAUAAGCCGUAACAGGAAGAUGUACUUUUACUGUAUGGAGGAUGAAUUGAAGCAGGAGAUUGAUGCUUUGAAUGCUCAAAUGAAUCCAGAUGAUGGUACAAUGGUAAGUUGUACUUUAAAAUUAUAAUUUAAAGUUAUUUUUAUAGUUUGGGUUUUUAAAUAUAUUUCUUGCUUAUAUCUAUUAAUUUAUAUAAUUGUGGCUUCUUUACAAUUAUAGGGUUAAGUUAUUGUAGUCCAAUGUUAAAAUUUUAACUUUAGUAUUGUUUUAGAGGAGUUUGUACGAAAAGAAGUUACGUUUGUGGUGUUUGAAAGCAGUACGGUCUUCAGAGAUGAACAAUAGUAAGUUUAAGUAUGUUUUUUAUGUACUUUUUGUUUAGGAGAACUGGAGAUGUUGAAGUUCCGAGAUGAAAUGACAAACGCCGAUCGUGAGCAACUUGCUAAACGACCAGGUAGGUUUGUGAUUUGUAAACUCACUACCACUUAUCUGAGAUGAUUUUAGACUAACAAUAGUAAAUCUUAUGAUAAAGUAGAAUAUUAACUUUGAUGUUUUUAGAAAUAACGCCUCUAAAGACCAAGUUUAUCCCAAAAAGAGAAACUGAACAAGGCAAAGUCUUUGGCAUGGGGUACCCAUCUCUACCUUCUCAAACGGUCAACGAAUGGUAUGAACAACAAGUCAGUUCUGGCCGAUUUAAAACCCAAAAACCAGUAACAAUAACUGGAAACGAAGAUGAAAAACACGAAUCUGAAGACGAAGAUGCAGGCCCAGAAGCCGUAAGGGAUCAGCGUGAUGAAGAGAAGAGACAAAAAGACAUGAGGAUGGACGAGUACAAGGAUACCCAUCCACGAGGCUGGGGGAACAUGUACGGAAAAGGGUAA
Molecule: messenger RNA, 1486 nt
Organism: Bursaphelenchus okinawaensis
Lineage: Eukaryota; Metazoa; Nematoda; Chromadorea; Rhabditida; Aphelenchoididae
Source: the annotation of a GenBank genome assembly